AUGAUGGUGAAGAGUGUUAAACUUAAAGAUUGGAUUUUUAAUAACCCUGAUUUGCUUGGUGACAAAGUUGUUCAGAAAUGGGGUUUUGAUCUACCUUUCUGGUUUAAGGUGUUGUCUGUGGGAAAGGCUUUAUCUAUACAAGCUCAACCUGAUAAGGAAUUGGCUAGGAUGCUGCAUAGACUGCAUCCUGAUGUGUAUAAAGAUGGGAAUCAUAAACCUGAGAUGGCUCUAGCAAUGACAGAUUUUGAGGCUCUUGGGGGAUUUAUCACUCUUGAGGAGCUUAAAGCUGUGAAUCAUAACAUUCCCGAAGUUGUCGACCUAAUUGGUGAUGUAAAUGCAGUCCUAGUCUUACAAACUAGUGAUCAGAAUGAUCAAGAGAAGGUUAAACCUGUUCUACAGGCAGUGUUUACGCAUCUUAUGUCAGCUAGUAAAGAAAUUGUAACCGAUGCAGUGAACAGUUUUUUCAAUCUAAUAAUCUAA
Vicia faba (fava bean) is the source of this 480-nucleotide messenger RNA. The record is from the annotation of a GenBank genome assembly. Lineage: Eukaryota; Viridiplantae; Streptophyta; Magnoliopsida; Fabales; Fabaceae.